Molecule: messenger RNA, 386 nt
Organism: Ostrinia nubilalis (European corn borer)
Lineage: Eukaryota; Metazoa; Arthropoda; Insecta; Lepidoptera; Crambidae
Exons: 4
Coding region: 38-385 (115 amino acids)
Source: RefSeq, a predicted model, not a curated record
AAACAAACUCACCGUCGAAGUCUUCGGCUUUGUCAAUAUGGCGGCGUGUAAAAAGAUUGUUGAAGGAUCCAAUUUGCCCGCGCAUUACGAAAUCAAGAACGGCGAAGUUGCUUGUUACUCUAGCGAUGAACAUUACAUAACCGAAGAAGAUUCUGGGGCUCCAGCGAUUCGUCACGGGCAGUUGGUGGCGGUGACAGUGGGAGGCGCCGAGUGCGACGGAGACCACGUCGGCGUGGGUGUGAAGAUGAGCUGCUACUGCAGCUGGAUAGCUGACAACCUGCCAGGAGGGGGCGCAAACAUCAACUGCUGUAAAAAUUGCUGCAACGCUAACAAUGAAGACUCGUCGAGGAAUAUGUUUAGGAACAGAAAUAAAUAUUUGGUUUAAU